ACCCACCCCUACGCUGUCAAGCGGCAGGCCACAACAUCCGACCGACGGCGGUCACCUGGACCCAAAAUAUGAGAUUUGUAACCUUCUAUCACCUUAAAGAUGUCCAAAAGUCACAAUUGUAAGAGGACGCACUGUUAGUGAACGCGCGAGGGAGGGUGCACGCGCUUCAUCCUGACGUAGCGCCGCUCGCUCCAGCGCUGCUCCGCUCAAUACCUUCAUCACAAAAUCAAACCAAACGUGGCGAUCGUUCGCCGUGAUUUGACAUCGUGUGAUCUCCAGAGAUGACAUUUAUUGUCAACAUGUUUUCCUUCCGCCAAGAGAUCCUCUUUAAACUUUUCUUUAACGUUCCUCACUCUCCAAAACCACGGAUUGGCAUUGGACGUGUGAACUAAAGUCCUCUGAAAACCACCUUCUGCAAAUAUCCAAACAUUCUUUGUCCUCACCCACACCAGGAGAAGAUGGACAGUCCACCUAAGCUAGCCGGGGAGACACUUAUUGUCCACCACAUUCCGCUGGUUCACUGCCAGGUUUCAAGCUCACGACAGUGCUAUGGUAAUCCGUUGAAAAGGAACAGUAAUCCCUUCAGCUGCCCAGAGAACCUAGGAUUGAUUCGGACAACCUCCCUACCUGAGAGAGACAUUCUUCAGCGGGAGGCAUUGGUAUACAGCAGCCUCAUACAGACGUCGAGCAGCAGCCUUAGCUCUAGUGAUACUUUUGGGGAUGGAGGAAUGAGAGGAGGAGAGAAACGAGGAAGAGGAGGGAGAGAAGGGAGUAUGGCAAGCGACACUUCCUCUUUCACCUCAAGCAAUUCCGAAGAUCAGACUCAAGGCUUGCCAACGAAGACAGGUGAACGGCCAAACUCUAGACGUAACCCCUUUCUGCUCAACACUGAAGAUGAAGAUGAUGAGGAUGAAGACAAUCUGAAUGGAUAUUUGGAAGACUCCUCUUUUCACCUGCAUGGAAAUUUGCAUGAAAUCUCAAAUUCAGUGCUUGCAAAUGAAGACUUGCCCCCUUUCCAUUUACAUGACUUUGGGUACACCACUGAACCUUUUCUCUUGCAUGGGUCUACAGAAAAACAGUGGUGUUCUACAAAUGGGCCUAGUGGGGAAGCAGAGACCAGAGGCCACACAAUAGGUGGGACUUUUGAUUUGUCUACUCAUAUGGAGGGCCUAAACUUGCUGAGAUUAGAUAGCCAGCGGCGCCACGGAAGCAGUGGUUCCACCCUUUCAAUGGACUGUGGUGAGCAAGAAUGGGGCGAGGAUGAUGAUUAUGAAGACCAGUCCAUGCAGGGCGGUAGAGGAAGUUCAGAAUGUUCCAGUCUGGCAGCACCACGCUGCUCCUGUUGCAACCUUUCUCAGCCAUACCCUGAACCUUUUCAGGAAUCAUUCUCUGAGUGUCACCAGGGCUACGGCAGUGAUUCCUCCUGCAAUAGCUCAGAUGGAGUGCUGGUCAACUUCAGCACGAUAUUCAACAAAAUGAACAAUGUUGUCCCGGCCAAGCCGUUGUCCAAUAUCAAUAGUUCUGGUGAGCAAUCUUGUGCCUCAUCUGUGUCUGGGCUCAUUGGGAUGUGCGGUACAGAAUGCAGCAGUGGACAUGGAGCUUUCUACCUGGACUUACACACGUCCCCGAUUGAACCCCCUCAGCAUCCUUCGGCCACUCAAGAGCAUGCAAACUCUUCCUCUGUAUCUCAGCCACAAGGUGCCACUAUGGAAGUAGAUGCCAACUGUAACUCAUACCACAACCUCCUUGGAAGUGAGGGACUGUCCUCUGCCGAAACCUCUGCCAAUGACCUCACCUCGUGUCUUCAAAGCCAAGCUCGCUUGGUUGUAGCAACACAGAAUUACUACAAGCUUGUGACGUGUGACAUUUCUUCCCAGUCCUCUCCCAGUCCGGUGGGAUCAUCGGUCACAAGCUGUUCAGAUGAGCACAGCAAAGGAAGCCCCACUCAGCCAACAGAGUACUACCUAUUUCAACAAAUGAAAGAGGACGAAGACGAGGAAGAUGCAGAACUGAAUGAAGAAAAGGAUCCAACUGAGACUGACUCUACCCAUGAGAAUAUAAUUGAGGGGCAGGUGUAUAUCAACAUCUCCCCACCUAUGACAGCCUGCAAUUCAGUUGGUGCUUCAGGGAGCAGUCGACCUCUUUCUCGCAGCUACGAUCGUAUCCUGGACAAGUCUCCAUCUCCUCGCCUUGGAUCCUUGGAGCGCAUGCUCAGCUGCCCUGUUCGGCUCAGUGAGAGUGCAGCUCCAAGUCCACCUCCUCCACCACGUGUCACUUCUUUUGCUGAAAUAGCAAGAAAUAAGAGGAGAACUGGAGGGUCACCAUCACAGAGGGGUGGCAUGGAGGCCACGUCCACACACUCUCACUCUUCUGGAGAGUUCUCACCCAUCCUGGAAGGCUUUCCGCAGGGUCAGAGCCACAGUUUGCCACCACUCACUCGAUGCCAUAGUCAAGGGAGCUGUGAACAGACUCGAACCAUAGCAGAAGGUGGCCUGUCUAGCUCCACUGACUCCUCUCCAGUUGUAAUUCGCUAUAGCAAAAAUCAACGUCCGACCUCAUUGCCUAUUCAGCCCUUCACUUUCCACCACCAGUUUGGAAAACCCCAGGGAAAGCCUAUCCUUCCUCUUCUGGACGGAUACAUCAGCCAUAUGCAGGCUCGAGGGGCUGCAGCACCUGAGGGUGGUGAAGAUGAGUCAGAAGAAGACCACAAGUCACCUCACGACAACUCCAAUGCACCUACAACAGUGCGUCCGUCUCCAUUGGGUAGUUACUCGCCUGUUCGCAUCCAAUGUGCACCCACCUCUUCUGGAACCUGCUCGACAUGCACUCCGACCCCAGGUGGUCCGAGGCCGCCACGUUCCCUCUCUUGCCCCAUCUCUGCUGGUCUUCUGCCCCAGCAUACCCCAACUGGAGUGGCCAUACGUACAGAGACUUCUAAAAUCACUCCCUUACCUCCUACACCGCCUCCACCUCCGGUGAUGAAGCAGAGUCCGCUGAUGCCUGCUUUGCCCACUAGAAGUCACUGUUUCCACCGUGGCAAUUUGCCAACGCUUCCCAGCUCUUGUCUCAGUCCUCUUGGAAAGUUGGAGCCAGCGCCACAGGAAGAGCCAGUGAAAGUUUUACCGGCGUGUGUGACACAGCGACAGCCUAAUGUGCACCACCUCUCCCCCCAGGCACUCAAAUGGAGAGAGUACAGGCGCAAGAACCCUCUGGGUGUGGAGCGCAGUAAAGACGGCCAUCGUUCUCUCUCUUGUCCUUUGGAAAACAAGACACCUGGAACUCGUGUCAUGCGACGCAAUGUGUUUGAUUUCCCUCCAACCAACCAACCACUCAGCUUCGGCAGAUUUAAUGGUGCUGAACCAAUUUCUGUGACCCAAUGGCCGAUUAGGGGAAGAAGCUGGAAAGGGGGCUGGGGUCAGUCAUUGAGGCAACUGCCCCAGUGCUACAGCGACUUUCUGCCUGAUUAUUUCUCUCAGACAGAGCGCCCCCCUGAGGAAUUCUGCUUAUCUCCUGAUGCUAAUACUGACGAAUCAAUUUCUAUAGACCUGUUGCAGAAGAAAGGUUUGGUGAAGGCCAUAAACACAGCAGUGGAUCUGAUAGUUGCUCAUUUUGGCACCAGUCGGGAUGCAGGAGUUAAGGCCAAAUUGGGCAAUAGCUCUGUUAGUCCAAAUGUGGGUCAUCUUAUUCUAAAAUACCUGUGUCCUGCCAUUCGUGAGAUACUGCAUGAUGGGCUGAAAGCGUAUAUACUGGAUCUGAUCAUUGGACAGCGCAAAAACCAGCCCUGGAGUGUGGUCGAGGCCUCCACACAACUCGGUCCCUCUACAAGAGUUUUGCACAGUCUAUUUUCUAAAGUCAGUCAGUAUUCUGAGCUGACCAAUCACAGUAUGAGACUCAAUGCCUUCAUCUUUGGCCUGCUAAACUUGCGAUCUUUGGAAUUCUGGUUCAAUCACAUUUAUACACAUGAAGACAUCAUAGCAGCACACUACCACCCAUGGGGUUUCCUACCCCUGUCUCAAGGGGUGUGCCAGCCACUGUUCGAAGAGUUGCUGCUCCUGCUCCAGCCGCUCUCACUGUUGCCCUUUGACCUUGACUUGCUAUUUGAGCCACACCAGCUUCAGAAAGGGGAAGAACACCUGAGACGCAAAGAACAGCUGUGCUCUGCACGCCAAGGCCUCGACCAAUCAGAUCGCUCCACCUUCCAGCUAAUGCGUGGCUGUGGAAUGUUGGAGUCUGGUGCACAGGAAAUGGUAAUACUGCCUCAGAGAGAAAAAUUCAUGCUGAGAGACGAGGACAGCCGGCUUAGGACGGAGGGAGUGACAUUAAAAAUGAAACGAGAUGGGCGGAAGAGUGGAGCAGAGCGUGAAUCACGGGAUAAGGAGGCUGGAGCUGGCAAAGAGUGUUUGAGGAAGAGUGACGCAGGGCUGAUAGAGGGCGGUGGGUGGUGUGCUGGCAGGAUGAAGGGAGUUGGAGAAGAUUGUGACAAGGAAAAAAGGAGAGAAGGAGAUGGAGCCAAACAGAGAAACCGACAAGCUGGCUGGUGGUAUCAGCUGAUGCAAAGUUCACAGGUUUACAUCGACAACUCUGCCGAGGGCUCAAAAUUCGUGAAGUUGGAAAAGAGGAGGAAAGGUGGCAUUGAAAGUCACCGGCAAAGCCAUCCACCUACUAGAGAAGGUGUUGUUGAGGGGGCUGAAGCUAUUCAACAGAUGGAUGAACAGGUGGAACAUGGUCGGACCAGAAGUAGCAAUAAUAAUAGUGCUGGCAAUGGGGUCCUCCACCAAUCAGCAUUGUCAGAACCCAACAAAGCUGCAAAGGGGAAGCCAUCGUGGAUGGGAAGUCCACCAGAAUCGGUGCUCACUGAGCUGAAGAAGAGCAAGGAGAAGCAGCUAGAAUGCCAGGAUGGAGCAGGGGAGGAUGCAGGGGAGGAUGGUUCGGCACAGGUGCUCCGCUGGGGGCGGCUGUUUGGAGCUGGAAACGCAAGCAAGAUCGAGAAAAGUGAGCAGAAAUCAGUCAGGAAACAAAGAUUGCCAUCUGGUUGGUUGAGUCUUGACCGUUCUGUUUUGGAUUUGGUGGCUCAGUCUGUUGGAGUGGGGAAAAAAGCAGAGCAACAAUCUCUUAAGUUUCAAAGCCAAGAAUCCCACCUUGGCCCAACUAAACAAGCACAAACACAGAAUCCCCCAACACAGAGACAAACCCUUCGUGAAGUGAAGGCGUUAUGCCAUCAUAUUGCCACAGAGCCAGGCCAGCUCAGUUUCCACAAAGGUGACGUGAUGCAGGUGCUCAGCAGGGCAGACUCUGAUUGGCUGCUGUGUGCUCUGGGCGACACACAGGGCCUUGUUCCCAUCAUAUACGUCACCCUGAUUGAGGACAGUCAGGAGCGCUGAAACUCAGGCUCUGAAAGAGACGGGUGCGAGAUAAGAUCCGAUUGGGAACGAAGAGGAGGGUCACUGCUUUUCUGAAUAUAAAAGCUGCUGCACAAGAGAUGAUUCUGUCAGAUUCAUUUUGUGCUUGCAUGCGUAUGUAAACACCAAUACACACACACACACACACAAACAUCACACUUUGCUGUUGUGAAAGCACCCUCUUUGUUUCAGUGAACAGCAAUGUUCUAACCAGUGAUUAGAAAGUGUAGAUCUAGUUUCUGAUUCUGAGUAGUGAAAUUGUUUGCAAUGAGCCAUCAGGUUUUGCAAAAUAGCUUGUAAUCAUUAAUGUCAAUAGCCUUUUAAAAAAACUACAAAACCAAAUGAAGUUGUUAGAUGACACUACUGGUGCAUAUGCCCUGUCUUUAAUUAAAUACUGUAUGAUUUUAUGUAAUCUAGAUGUUAGCCAAUUCAUGUGUUGCGACGGAAAGUGUGUGCACUUGCCCUUUGGAGGCCGCGCAUAACCUGGUGGUCAUUCGUGAACAUCUCGUUGUCACUCGCAAAUAACCGUAUGAAGCUGAAUAGUACACCACUGAUUAAGGGACAUCUUGGUUUUUACUGCAAGUCCACAGGAAUUAAAGCUCAUUAACGAUACUGGACAGCCUUAUACGACAAGGGAAAUUAGGCUGUCCAAAGGCAUUUUUCUCUCCAAACCUGUGAUCCUUUGACAGGUUAACAGAUAUACUAAUGCUAUCACCACAAUGUCAUGUUUUUUACACCAAUAAGGGAUCAUUUACAGCAAGAUUGUUUGCAUGUGAUGGACUGCACCACAAUUUUUUUUGCUUUUCUGAUACUGAAACGAUUUGAAGAGAUAAAAUAAGCUCCAUCUUUAAUCUUAAAUGUACUAUAUUCCUUCCUAUAAUCUGCAGGAGAUACAGAAAGGGAAGAUAUGUCUACUUUAGACUUUUGGUUGUUUUGUUGUGGUUUAAAGAGCUUUUGAAUGCUUUUGGGCCGGCCUAUAUUUAUUAAGAUAGAUCAGAUUGUAGAAGACGAACAGAUGGAUGUAUAGAUGUAAUGGGAUGGAUUUAUAGAGUUUUAUGUUUGUAGAAUAAAUGGCAGGGGAAAAAAAGUUUAAUGGGGUUUGGUGGCAAAUUCCUUCCCCUUUAAAUUGAUUUAUUCAUGAGAAGAUUUUUUCCUACUAACAAUGUGAUCAUGCUUGAAUAUUAUCCAUAUAUUAUCUGCUUUUUACAGUAGAGGACAAAAAGUGACAUUUGGACAAGGCUGGUGAAAUACCACACAAAAUAUUGCAUUGUGGUACCAUAUUGUGCAUUAAGUUAUGGCCAUUUGAUGUCCUAAAUUCAACUCAAGGUGAGGCCUUAUGGAAGGGAAUAUGUAUUAUGUAUUUUAUUACAGCAUUAAAUUAUUUCAGGACUUGAAGAUGAUACCAAUUGUAUUGAAAAUGACCUCGGGCCCUCUAUGACACUUAAUAUGCUUUUGCUAAAAGUAAUAUAUAAAAUCAUAUUUUGAUUUGAUUUUUUCAAAUUGCUUUGAGACAUCAAUAGAUGAUUGUCAGUAUGUUUUUUGUUAAAACAGUUUUAUGAUUUUUUUUUAUUUUCUAUUCUAAAAAUGCAUUCGUCAUUAUUUUGUGUAUUUGUAAUUGUAAAUAUGUUGCGUUCUCUUAUCCUCAAAAGGAAAAUGACAUUAUUGACUGGUUAUUAACAGAUUUAAAUGCUAACAGUUAAGAACGAAAACCAUUCAAAUGUACAUUAUGUUGUUAUGGGAUGUUAUGAGUAGAAGAAAAAUGCUCUCGCAGACUCGCACAAAAAGCUGCGCAAUCUAGAUUGUAGUGCUGCUGCUUUAGGUCAAUUACGGUUUGUCUGCUGGUCUUCCAAAUACGCUUUGCUUUUCACUGAAUCCCACCUUGUAAAUAUAAGAGAGAGGGAGGGAGAGAGCAUGAAAGAGAUUGUGAGAGAAAUAGCUGUCCAGUGCCUUUUUGAACUAAUGUGUGUGCUAGUGAGAUUAGAGAGUGUUUCCUCACAAUUGUUUGGUGCCAUUUCUUAUGUAUGUGGUGGGAGUUAAAAGAAACUGGCAUCUAUUUUGGAUCUGUUUCUUUUCCAUGCAGAUUGUUAGAGGAUAAACACCAGUGAAAGAGGAAGGAUUAGUUUGGAGGUUAAUGUAUGUUUGUGCGAUGUUCUUUCUCUCUCUGUCCCUCUCUCUGUCUGCUGUGAUCAUCCCAAUAUUUCUGGCCUGUAUAUACUGUAGCUCACCUACUGUUGUGCUCCAAUAACAUUACCAUAAUGUAUGAAUAUCAAUAACAAAGUGCUCAUUUGAUCACAGA
Messenger RNA from Pimephales promelas (fathead minnow), 7695 nucleotides. It is a transcript of the gene rusc2, whose product is annotated as RUN and SH3 domain containing 2. The record is from RefSeq and is a predicted model, not a curated record. Lineage: Eukaryota; Metazoa; Chordata; Actinopteri; Cypriniformes; Leuciscidae. Gene Ontology annotation, cellular component: cytoplasmic vesicle. Gene Ontology annotation, molecular function: protein binding.